AUAACUGCGAGUAAGUGGCGAUACCUCACCGUUCUGCCGGUUAUUGCGCGUUCUGCGUGUAUCUAUCCAGCUGUACCUACUUGCCGACUACUGCGAAAGGAACGCAGAAUUUGUGAAGAGACAAAAUGGCGUCGAGUCAUCUAGUGGGCUUGUUUCUGUGCUUGCUAGCAGCAAGUGUUGCAGCGAUUCCAGAAAAAUGCCAAAUCCCGGAUGAAGACUGGGAAGAGCUGGUCGACCAGUUCCUUGCCAAGAUUCCCAACGACUACUCAUUUCCCGGUCCGCACGACGCCACCAAACACAACGAAGUGCUCUCCGGCUUCACGGUUGGUGACAUCACGCUGAGUGGCCUCUCAAACCUCAAGCGGUACGGUACUGUCCGCGUGUUCUGCAAGAACGGCAAGCCGGUCGUGGACAUAGUCAUGGGUUCGCAUGUGCCAAUGAAGAUGUCCGUUCCCUGGAAGUACUGCGGUGGCAAGACGGGGCUCUUGGGCACCCAAGCCAAGCACGUCAAAGUUUGCAUUGGCUUCGACGUUGAGCAAGUCGAUGGCAAGGUGGCACUUCGACCGGUCAGGGUCUCGCCCAAGUGGAUUGAGACCAUGGACGUCAAGCUGGAAGGCGCUGGAGAUGUGGUCAAGACGGUGGCACACUUGAUGGGCAAGCUGAUGCCAGCCUUUGUGAAGGACUUCUGGAUCGAGAACCUGCCAUGGAGGAUGCACAAGAUACUCGUGGAGAUUGCGAAAUGAAUGAACUAAGUUCCAGAAAAAUUGACCUGUCACUUCCGUUUGUUUAUAUUCUGACGUCCGAAUAAAAAUUGGUAUCUUAAACAAA
Dermacentor andersoni is the source of this 828-nucleotide messenger RNA. RefSeq lists its product as uncharacterized. The record is from RefSeq and is a predicted model, not a curated record. NCBI's taxonomy places the organism in Eukaryota, Metazoa, Arthropoda, Arachnida, Ixodida, Ixodidae.